CACACAUCAGGGUGGAGGGACCGGAGAAAAAUACCGAUAUCUCGUCAACCAACGAUCCGAUUUGGACGAGUCAGGGCUCAUUUUGAAGGCCAAUAUUUUAUCUUGAGAAUAAAGAAAAAAAUGUUCAUUUUCACUCAGCGGAUGCCCAGAUAUUAAAGAUUGAAGCUGGGUGUGUCCGGGGAGGGGGUUUAAAGGGGAAAAAAUCUGACAAGUGAGAAGAGGUUAUGGCUCUCGGGAUUCUGACGAAAACAGGACAUCAAUUGUCAGGAGAAACAAAUGUAUGUUAUUAGAGGAAUGAUUGUUGGGCAUUAGGGGAUAAUGUGGACGAUUAAGACACCGUCGUUGCGGAUUGACGUUGCGGAUUUGAAGUGCAAGAAUGGGUGUGGGUUUUUUGGAAAUGAUGAGUGGGAAGGAUACUGCAGCAAGUGUCAUCGGGAGUAUCUGCAGAGGAAGAGGGCGAAGAGGGAGAGACAGACAAGGGCACAGAAUCACGAGGGGGAUGCAGUAAGACAAACGACACCGCCAGGCAUAAGCAAAGUAGAAGAGAAGAAGCGGCAACAAGAGAAGAAGAACAAGCUCCUGAACAUCUCUGCCUUCUGGAAACUUCCCUCGAAGCCCCAGGGUUACGACGACCUCCUGAAGGAGCUCAUCCACAACAACGAGGACUUGGACAAGGUCAAAUCAGAGAAUCUGGACCUGAUGCAGCUCAUCAGCAAGACCCCAGCUGAGAAAGACGUGAAGAGAUGCAUUCAUACUCUAGUUUCCAAUAUUCUUCAGAACAGAAAUGCCAAGAGGAUCGAGGAAUUGUCGGAGAUCACCCAAAAUUUCUAUCAGGUUUUUGGCAAGAGGAUGGAGAAUAGCCCUAAUUAUGCUGGGAUAUCUCCAGAGGUGAAGGAGAGACUCCUGGACUACGUGGAGAGACACUCAAUGACCCUCCUCUACCGCGUCCUCUUCUGUCCCCCGUUUACAAUCGACGAGGAGAAAGACCUGGCCAUCCAGAACAGAAUUCGCCAGUUGAACUGGGUCAGUGGGAAAAACCUCGAGUGCAGGAUUCACGAGACAAGCCCAGAGGUGCGAGAGCUCGUCUACACCUCGAUCACAGACCUCUUGAAUAUGGACUCAGCAAAGGCACCCCAGGAGAAGCUGACGUGUGUCGUCAACUGCUGCAGGAACAUCUUCCAGUUGCUCCAGCAGUCUGUGGGUGGUCCAGCCUCUGCUGACGAGUUUCUUCCAGCCCUCAUCUUCAUUGUCCUGAAGGCCAAUCCAGCAAGACUCAAGAGCAACAUCAACUUCAUCACCAGAUUCUGCAAUGCCAGCAGACUGAUGACAGGGGAGGGAGGUUAUUACUUCACGAAUUUGUGCUGUGCUGUUUCCUUCAUUGAAAAUUUAACUGCUGAGAGUCUUAAUAUGUCUGAGAAGGACUUCAAUGCUUACAUGUCUGGGGAGAGGGUGCCAGCGAACACUUGGGAGUCAGCACUGACCAUUUGUGAGAGCCUUCACAUGAUGUGUGAGGACAUCACUUUGUUGGAUGAACUGAAGGCCAGGAAUGAUGAGGUAGUGGCUGAGGCUGUUAAGCUGCAGGAGGAGAUUGUCGAGUUUCAUAAGAAGAUCAGGGAGGAGGUGGAGGCUGGGCUUGAGAAGUCACCGUUGAUCAUCUCUAGGAGCCAGAGGGUGCCCACUAACAUUGAUUGCGAUGAUGUGGAGGUUUACAAACUCCCUCCGCCGAUUAUUCCUCAGCUCUACUCCCAUCACGUCGGAAUGGACGAGGCAGACAGCCACAUGAACGCCUCGUACACUAAAAAUUCAUCGAUCGACGACUGCAUCACACCAUCGCCCACAUUCGAUUUCCCUCCAUUCGUCGACUGCUGUUUAGACACGAGCAAACCCGACGACGACACGAGUUUGAUCAGUCUCGAUGCUCAGUGUGAAUUCUCCAGCGUUGAUAUGGACCCCAUGGAGAAGGCAACACCUGACAGUCUUCUGGAUAAUUCCCACGGAUCAACGUCCAAUCUUCCGUCUCCACUGACCCCAGCUGGACUCAUCACCGAGGAUUACCAUGGAUUCACUCUUCAGGGAUCCACUAUUCCCACUAUUCCCUGCAACACUGGCGACUUGUCUCUCACAUCGAACGGCCAUGAUAAUGAUAAUUACUCCAAUUACUUCAAGAAUAUUUAAGGUUGACAGGAGGAAAGUGGUAAAUCGUGGAAAAAUCGUCAAUCGUUCGAUUUUUCAAAGGUUUUCAGUUUCAUGUGGAAUUAUGAGGGGUGGGUACACGACGAAUUGUUGAUUAACUCUUUUUCGAGGGAAUUUAAUUCUUCAGAAAAAAAGUUUAUUGAUAUUUUUGCAGGAAAUGAAUGGUUGAGGAGAUACAUCGGUAAUUUUUCAUAGAAAUUUUGUUUUUUUCCUCCUUGUUAAACAGGUAAUUAUCUUGAUAAUGAUCAAUUUUAAUAGACAUUUUUGUUGGAUUCUCUACAAAAUUCUCUACAAAAAAGAUAUUUUGACAUUUUUACAUGAAAUCAAGGGUUGAGAAGAUAAAUGGAUAAUUGUGCAAGAUGUUAAUAAUUUUUCAUAGCAAUUUUCUUUUUGACUCAUUGUUAAAGAGGCUAUUAUCUCAAAAAUGAUCAAUUUUAGGAGAAAAUGUUGGAAGAUAUUGUUUGUUGAAAAUUUAAUACUCUAUAAUAAAUGU
This is a messenger RNA of Diachasma alloeum, 2686 nucleotides long. RefSeq names its product rab5 GDP/GTP exchange factor (gene Rabex-5). The record is from RefSeq and is a predicted model, not a curated record. The coding region runs from base 319 to 2175 and encodes 618 amino acids. Gene Ontology annotation, biological process: vesicle-mediated transport. Lineage: Eukaryota; Metazoa; Arthropoda; Insecta; Hymenoptera; Braconidae. The transcript has 4 exons. Gene Ontology annotation, cellular component: endocytic vesicle; cytosol. Gene Ontology annotation, molecular function: zinc ion binding; DNA binding; guanyl-nucleotide exchange factor activity.